Molecule: messenger RNA, 1295 nt
Organism: Xenia sp. Carnegie-2017
Lineage: Eukaryota; Metazoa; Cnidaria; Anthozoa; Malacalcyonacea; Xeniidae
Exons: 6
Coding region: 107-1048 (313 amino acids)
Source: RefSeq, a predicted model, not a curated record
GCCAAAUUUAGCUAAAAACAAAUUCAAGCUAUUUUAUUUGUUUGACCAAGUCUACUGUAACAUCCGCUAGCUCAUAUGAUAAUAAACUCUGCAGAUCGGAAUAUUUAUGGCAAAGUGCAUUUUUAUUCUUUUUCUAUGGACUCUGUCAGUGGGAAAUAGUAAUGGAAUUCAAGAAAGUAAACAAACAAGAAUUACAGUUGAACCUGAACCAAAUGCUUACACCAUUUCAUUCUUUAAGUUACCAAAUAGAGCUACCAACGAAAUCUUAAAAAGUCAUAGAAAAAGGGAUAGCGAUGAUUUGUCUGCUCAUGAGAAGAUAAAAGAAGAUUUCCUUAAUAGUAGCACUUCUAAAGUUGUGCACCCACUCAAAGAACGUAAACAAAACAUUAAUUUAUCGACUAAUAUCACCAAAUCUAUAAAUAAAAAUACGAUAUUGGAAAAGGAAGAAAAGAGAGAGAAAGGUCUUUCAAGGGCUGAAAAUUCACAAGACGUUGACCUUGAUCGAGGCAAAACGACAAUUAAAACGUUGGAACCUUGGAGUCUUGGUCCACUUCAUAACAUGAUACAUUUUAGUGGACAUCAACUUAGAAAAAAUGAACACACAGCGGAAUCUUAUCAAGAGGGCAGUAUUAACCAUCCUUCGCACACAAUGUACCCAAUGUGCCAUCAAUGUCCCAGAAAUUCGUCGUACCAAGACUGUGUCAAUAAGAGAACAUUGAAGAGAUGCAACAAUGGACUGGACAAUAUUUGUUAUACUAAGAGCUUUCAGAGUAAAACACGAGGACUUAUUUAUGAAAUGGGUUGUUCAAAUCAUAAAAUGUGUCAAAAAGCAAAGGCCAAACCCUGCAAAGGAGAAAUAAAGAAAUGUUUUGUUUGCUGUCAGUUUGAUGGAUGCAAUGCACAAAGACACAACUAUUCUUAUUACCAAAAUCGUAAAGAAGAUGACAACCUUAAAUAUUCAGUGUUUGGUAAUGCAGCACAAUCAGUAACGUGUGAUUUCUUUUUAGUGCUCGGAAUGACGUUGCUUAUUUUCAUCAUGCAAAAAUAAUAAAGGUAAAUCUUUAAUCAGAUUAAUCAGAAGAUUGGAUGAAUAAGACAAAAUUUUGUUAAAGAAACGAGACAUGCGUGUAUAAUCUCCAGUGAGCUAAUGAAAUACACAUUAGCUACACAUUCGAAUUAUAAACGAUAUUUAUCUUCCAAUAACUUAAUUAUCGUGAGCACCAUCGAUUGGCUGAUUAAUAGCAUGUAAUCAAUAAGAAUUUGACAAUAAAUAUUUAUUAACUGUCAAAACAAAA